UUGCAAAGCUUCGGAGAAUGUUACUGGUAUGUCCAUGGUUAUUACAGUCUUAUAGUGUGUUUGUUUGGUGUAAUUACCAAUUUUAUCAAUAUUGCCGUGCUGACAAAAAAGUCAAUGAGAACUCCAAUUAACUGUAUCCUCACAGGAAUCGCUAUUGCCGAUUUAGUUACAAUGUUAUCUUAUAUACCUUUUGCCAUUCACUUUUAUAUAGCUAAUGAUAUCAAGGCAACACCAUCAAAAUACUCAUUUAGUUGGUCGGUGUUUAUGGCCAUCCACGUAAAUUUGACGUUAACAACCCACACGGUAUCUAUUUGGUUGGGAGUAAUCAUGGCUAUAAUGAGAUGGGUUUUUGUUAGAAAUGCUACUCCUAAUAACAGAAAAAAUUCAGAGAAUAGAUCAGCCAUAAUCAUUAUAGUAAUGACAUAUAUUGGUUCCGCCAUUUUAAUCAUUCCAAACUGCUUUGUAACUGGCAUACACGAAGAAUUUUCAGAGGAGCACAAUGGCUCCAUGUACAGACUAAAUUCUUUAAGUUUAACGAACGAAACAAGUUCCAUGGCAAUCCUCAAUUUCUGGGUUUAUCCAGUCUUUGGUAAAAUUAUUCCCUGCGUGUUGAUUUCAAUAUUUGGUGGGUUUCUUCUCCAUACACUUCGUGAAAGUGACAGACGAGGCAGUAGGUUAAAGGGCGAUAAUCAUAAAUGUCACGCACAUCGAAGGACAACCUUAAUGUUAUUAGCAGUCAUUGUUAUGUAUAUCAUUUCGGAGGUACCACAGAGCAUUUUAGUUGUUUUGUGUGCGUGUGUUCAAGGGUUUUUCGUUGAUGUAUACCUUCCUUUAAGUGACCUCAUCGACGCUAUUGCUCUAAUCAACAGUGCUAUUAAUUUUGUGAUGUACUGUACAAUGAGUCAACAAUUCAGA
Molecule: messenger RNA, 915 nt
Organism: Lottia gigantea (owl limpet)
Lineage: Eukaryota; Metazoa; Mollusca; Gastropoda; Lottiidae
Exons: 1
Biological process (GO): G protein-coupled receptor signaling pathway
Cellular component (GO): membrane
Molecular function (GO): G protein-coupled peptide receptor activity
Source: RefSeq, a predicted model, not a curated record